UGUAUGUCUGGUGGAUUCAUGGCAUUCUCUAUGUGGUGUAAGACUCCUGGUACGUUUGGUCCUCUCGGUUUGAAUCCACUGGGCAUGCAUCCGAAAUUAUCACUUUAUGUCAACAUGCAAUAUGGUUCAUCUACAUCGUCUACAAUCAAUAUGUCAGAACAUGCAACAAGAAGGAGCUGUACACUGGAUACGUUGGUUAAAAAGUUUCAUUUGAGUGUUAAAAAUUUUAAAUGUUUAUUUAGUCAUUAGAAGUUCUAAAACAGUAUAGGGGAGGGUUUUUGAGUCUUUAGUAGACAUUUUUGUCAAGUUGAAUUUUUGAAGAAUUUGGGGGUUUUCUGAGUCUCUGAGCAGAGAUACGGACUUCUAAGUGUGUUUUUCGGAUUCCUCGACCAAACUUUACCCCCCUUUAAUAAACCCCCAAAUUU
Molecule: messenger RNA, 425 nt
Organism: Meloidogyne enterolobii
Lineage: Eukaryota; Metazoa; Nematoda; Chromadorea; Rhabditida; Meloidogynidae
Source: the annotation of a GenBank genome assembly